GUGUGUGUCUCUUCCUUCCUCCCCUUUCUCUCUGUACACUGCUGACCAAAUUAAAUGGACAGCGUGGUAACCUCUUUCGGCUCUCAUUUAUUCCUGCUGCGCGCUCUCUCCUGAGUCUGCUGCCCAAGAGCUGUGAAGUGCAUGAGAAGAGGAGGAUGGGAGAGCAGCUGUCGGCACCAGAAGACCUGGAGCAAACGCUGGAGGUGCUGUCAACAGUUAGCGAUGACAUUCUGCAGAGGGAGGACGGCCCUCUGUGCGCAGCAGAAAUUGGCUCAGAACUCCAGAAACAGUUUGCCAUCCUGCCAGGGGGCCGCGGGAUGAACGGCAGCCCCAUCAUCGUCUUCCCAGAAUUCCCAUCUUUCGGCGAGCUGGAGGAGGAGGAGGUCCAAAAUGUCCUCAGCUACCUCACCAGCGUCCCCAGCGUUGCAGCAUCAGGAGUGGGUUUCAUCCUGGUCAUCGACAGACGACUGGACCGAUGGGCCGCCGUCAGGGCCACCCUGCUCCGCAUUGCUGUAAGACCCUGCGUGAUUGGUUCAUUUCCAGGGAACUUGCACUUGGUUCUGGUGUUGCGUCCCACUACUUUGCUCCAGCGGACUCUGUCAGACUUCCUGUUCAAGUUCAGCAAGGAUGAGUUCAAAAUGAAGGUGGUGAUGCUGAGUUCGGUGACUGAGCUCCAUGCCUAUAUCGACCCAGGACAACUGACCACGGAGCUGGGGGGCACGCAGGAGUACUGCCAUGACAGCUGGAUCUCACACCGCACUGCAAUCGAGGCGUUCGCCCUCAUGGUGAAGACCACGGCUCAGACCCUGCAGGCGUUCGGCACUGAGCUUGCAGAGACAGAAUUACCUAAUGAUGCCGAGGCCACCACCAACCUGCUGCACACACACACUCUGAAGAAGGAUAGAAUGAAGGAGGACCUGCAGGUGGCGCUGUCUCAAGGGGGACGCCUGUUGGAGUGUAUCAACGAGCCUCUAAAGACAGACCCAGAAUACAGCAUGACCCACGAUGAGCUGGAAAACUUAGCUACUGUACAGAGACUCCUGGGUCAGCUGGACGAAACGGAGGCAGCAUUUGACGAUUUCUGGGAGCGCCACCGCACCAAGCUGGAACAGUGUUUACAGCUCCGCCAUUUUGAACAGCACUUCCGUGAAGUGCGUGCCCAUCUCGACGUGACGUCAGAGCGCUUGUCGGGUUUCUCGGAGGUCAGCGUGAGCCCCGCCCAUGCUGAGCACGUCCUCAGAGAGCUCAGCGGCCAUGAGGACAAGGCCUGUGACGUACUAGACCGAGCCCUUUCCUUGGCCAGUGAAGGUGACAGGCUGAUAGAAAAUUCCCACUAUGCCGAGGACUCCAUCAGGCCGAAGUGCAGCGAGCUGAGGGGGGUGUGCGAGGAGAUCAGCUCCACUCUGAGGAGCAAGAAGAGCCUCCUGCUCAGGGCGAUGGAGCUUCACCACGCUCUGGAGAAGGCGUCACGGUGGUGCGAGGAGGGCAUCUUCCUGCUGGCCAGCCAGCCAGUAGAUCGCUGUCAGUCUCAGGAUGGAGCUGAAGCAGCUUUGCAAGAACUGGAGCGAUACCUGGAAACAGCGCCGCUCCACACCCUCACUGACCGCAGCGCCAUCUGCUGCCAGUAUGAGGCGACGCUCACUACUCAGCUCAGGGACCAGAUAGAGAGAGUUUUCCAGAAGCAAAGCUCCGUCCAGGAGAUGUUUGAAAAGAGACGCAUCAGCCUGAAGAAACUCGCUGCCAAACAGACCAGACCGGUGCAGCCAGUGGCACCUAGGCCUGAAGUGAAGUCUCCACUCUCCUCUCCCAACCAGCAGAGAAAGGAGAGAAGAUACUCUGCAGAUAAUGUCAUUUGCAAAAAGGUGGAGUCUCCCAUCCAUAAUGGUGGCACCAGACAUGCAUCUCUCUCAGAGGAAGAAGAAAACCUGGCAGUACUUCGGCGCCAUGUUAUGAAUGAACUACUGGAGACAGAGAGAGCAUACGUGGAGGAGCUACUGUGUGUGCUGGAGGGCUACGCUGCAGAGAUGGACAACCCUGCCUUGGCUCACCUCAUCCCCAGCACCCUGCUCAGCAAGAAGGACGUCCUGUUUGGCAACAUGUCUGAAAUAUACCAGUUUCAUAAGAGGACGUUUCUGAAGGAACUGGAAGCGUACACUGACUGCCCAGAACUAGUGGGCCGCUGCUUUUUAGAGAGGAUGAAGGACCUGCAGAUCUACGAGGCUUACUGCCAGAAUAAACCUCGCUCUGAGAGCUUAUGGAGACAGUGCUCCGACUGUGCCUUCUUCCAGGAGUGCCAGAAGAAGCUGGAACAUAAACUUGGUUUGGACUCCUACCUCCUCAAACCUGUCCAGAGAAUCACCAAGUACCAGCUACUGCUUAAGGAGUUGUUGAAGUACAGUAAAGGCUGCGAUGGCUGCGAUGACCUCCAGGAAGCUCUCUCCUCCAUCCUGGGAAUCCUGAAAGCUGUUAAUGACUCCAUGCACCUCAUCGCCAUCACAGGAUACGAGGGCAACCUGUCAGAGCUGGGCCGCCUCCUGAUGCAGGGCUCCUUCAGCGUGUGGACGGAGCAUAAAAAAGGUCACGCCAAGGUCAAGGACCUGGCCCGGUUUAAGCCCAUGCAGAGGCACCUGUUCCUGCACGAGAAGGCCCUGCUCUUCUGCAAGAGGAGAGAGGAGAACGGCGAGGGCUACGAGAAAGCUCCGUCUUACAGCUUCAAACACUCUCUCAGCAUGAGUGCGGUGGGCAUUACAGAGAACGCUAAAGGAGACAACAAGAAGUUUGAGAUUUGGUGUAACUCCAGAGAUGAAGUUUUUAUAGUGCAGGCUCCGACACCAGAGAUUAAGACAGCGUGGGUGAACGAGAUCCGCAAAGUUCUGACCCAGCAGCUCCAGGCCUGCAGAGAUGCCAGUCAGCAGAAGAGCUCAGACUCUGUUUCCCCUAGUCCCACCAGCAACAACACCUCCAUCUCCCUCAGUCCCUUUCGUAGCAGUGGUCAGAAAAACCAGAAGAAGCAGGAGGAGAAGAGGACGGAGGCGAGCACCGUCUCUGAAGUCACCUCGUCUUCUUCACCGAAACACAAAGAGCCGGUGCCUCAUGUCGCUCUGAACAGAGUCAAAUGGAUGAGUACAUCUAGUCUGUUACAGAGCAAGCGGCAAGGCUGGAACAAGGCGUCUCUCUCGGUGGAUGCCUCAGAAGAGAAUGAUGGGUACUCCAGCGGCGAGGACCCCAUGAACUCUGACCCAGAGGACGAAGUAGGAAAGAAGCUGGCUCCAGGAAAGUAUACGGUGGUAGUGGACUGCGAGAAGGCGGGACCUCAGGAGCUGUCUGUCAAGAGCGGAGACAUGGUCCAGCUAAUCAGAGAAGGAGAGGAGGGACAGUGGUUUGUGAAGAACCUCCGCAGCAGUAAGGAGGGCUGGGUGGCAGCAGCAAACCUCCUCAGCCUCAUCUCAGAGUCCAAAUCAUCCCAGUCACUCAGCAGCUCAGAUGGCAGCGUCUCUGGGAACCUCAGCACUUCCUCCAGCUGCAGUGAGACCUACACCAGCUACUCUGACAUCAAACCCUGACCUGCCAUCACUGUCCCGGCCCCCGUCCACCAAUUUCCAGGUGGAAUUACAAAGCCUGAAGCUGACCCUGACAGGAGGACAUGCUCUUCUCAUCACACAGACGUCCACUGCACAUCUUGUCGGAUACACCAAAGCUAUCAUUGUAUCUGUGAAUAUUGCUUGCUACGCCCACAUUUUCUACUGUUUGCUGUAUUUGCAGCCCCCUGUCAAUGAAAAAUAGCUUAUUUCCAUUCAGCAGUAUUAUGCUCUCAUUUUAAACCAAUUGUGGGUAUUUUCAUGGUUCAUUCCAGGAACAAAAAUUUCAGAUAAUUGAAAUAUCAGGGAAAAAUAGUUCCUCAACAUCCAUGUUAUUAUCACGUGAUGCAGCACCUUCCUGUCAGGCCUUCUUAAAAAAAAUCACAAUCUCUGUAACCUACAGGGAAAAACUAAAUAUCUUCAGUUUAAUAACUUACUGAAUAGAUGUUUAGUGCUGUAUUUAACCCUCCUGAUAAUGUAGCAUUAAACUGGACAAAUCGAAAGAAUAUCUGCACUAAACGUGAGCUGUCAGCAGCUUUCAGAAAACUGUCAGCGUCAGCCUCAUUGACACCCCUUCAAGUCGACCACAUCACAGCGCAGCGACAGAUUCUUGUGUGAAACAUCAACAGGUACAGAUACUACGAGACUGGUAUUUCACAUGAUGCAUCGUCUGUAGUGUCAGACAUUAAUCGUACACUGUGAAAACUGGCAGCUGGCUGCAACAAGAAAAAAAAUGAAAUGCUUUCAGUGCAUCUUGGAGCAUUACUGAGCAGGAUAAAUGUUCAGGGCAUGAUACUGAAGUAGGUGGUUUUUCAUCUCCCCCCAUUCAAGAAUGCUGUAUUCCUCCCUUAUUGUUAAUAUGAGCUUCCCUUAACCCUGGUUUAAUGGUCUUAACUACACAUUAAAACACAGAAUCACUGGGUGAAUGUCACCAACAGCACUACCUGGUGGUCAGGCAUCUUGCACUUCUCCAGCUACAAGUACAAUUCACUUACACAGAGAGCGGCAGCUUGGAACAACUUCUGAACCUCUUUUGUUUUUUCUUUCUUUUUUUUUUUCCAAGAGUGAUUGUCUAUCUCGCCUCUGAAUUGCUCUGAAUUUACCUCUCAGGAAGCCCAAGAAGUUGCAUGGGCAGGCGGGUGUGACUGCAUACCUGCUUGUGACGACUACAUGUCUGUUUGUGUGCAGUCUUGCAUGUGUGUGUGUGUGUGUGUGCUUCAGAACAAACCCAACAAGCCUACUUCGCAAACCCGAUGGAGAGAUAUGUGUAGAUACAGUCAUCAGUCCAGGUUUACCUGCAUUUUAAGGGUCCCAUAACCCCCAAUCUAAGAACCCGUAAAUGUCAAUACUGCAUUUGAAUCAAGUUUUUGUGUCACAGCCACCAUACUCACCUAUCUUUGGUCUGCCUUACAGCAACAAAAGCAGGCUUUGUCCUCACCUCGCGCUCCCUGCCCCACUCAGACAUGUGACGGCAGCCACUUCUCUAGAAGCAGGACUAACCAGGGUCAAGACCUUUUCAACAUGCUUGCACAACCAGCUUGAGAGCAAUAUUUGUUUUCUUGACACCAUGAUCGAAUAAUAAUAUGCAAAAAAAUCAUGACAAAUGUCUGAUUGGAUUGCACAGCAGGGGUGGUGAGUAAGCUAAGCCCUAGUUGGCCCUGUUUGGCCCUGGAGUGGAAAUAAGGAUGUUGAUACAGGUUGAUGGCACACCUGUGACAACCAGCUGCUGUGACACCCUACUUCACACACAUACACACACACACUGAACACUGAAUGACACCUGGCUUCUUACAUUGUUUUUCAAGGGUGUGCUGUUUUUUAACAUCCCAAGAUUUCUACUGUAUCCACAAGGCGCACUGUACAACAAUCUCUUCCUUUUUCCGUGUUUAACAUUGAAUGUGUGACUGUUACUAAACUGAGAAACACCAAGCGCAGCAUGCUGUUACACUAAAACCAGCCCCACCCGUUUGUUACUCAGAAUGGGUUGGAUUUGUCCACCGGUCUAACAAAACCACUGCGGUCUCGUUCGACUUGUCCCUGACUUUCGUCUCCAGAAAGAGGAAGAAACAGGCCUCUCGGUGUCAAACUGUGAGCUGAACCAGAGACUAAACUGUGGCUGGCAUUACGUGUUAAUCCGUGUAAGUUCUGUAAGGCUGAGAAACGUAUGUUACUCUUGUACAGAUGUGUCCUCUAUACCUCACACUGUUUUGCUCGAGAGCAUGUGUAUUGUGAAGAGGAUCAUGGUUUUUGUGAGUCUAAUUGUCGCUCUGUGUGUCAUCACUCUUUGUGGCAUGUUCCUCAUAGCCCCAAUUUUUAACGCUCUCAUGUAAAAAGGCCCGAACGAGGCAAGUAUUUUUACCAGGCACUGUUGUAUUUUGUGAGAGGUUAUUUUCUGCCCUCUGAAGAAAGCUGACACGGGGCACUAAACUUGUCAGUGUUUUAUCGUGAACACACAACAAAGCUUAUUGAAUUAUUUGUACUUCUGACUUGGCUGGAGAGAUGAGAAGGGUUCUAUUUUUUAGUUUCUUUUUAUGCAGCACAUUGCAGCAACCACUGUCUUUAUUUUCCUAUUGUAUCUACUGAGUAUGGUGUUGAUAUGAACAUAUAAUGAGACAUAUCUGUGUAUAUUUGUAAAUAUGUAAUUCCGAAUUGUAUGUAAAAUGAAAAGCAGCUUUAAUAAAGUCUGAGAUGGUUUCCUC
This is a messenger RNA of Chelmon rostratus (copperband butterflyfish), 6277 nucleotides long. It is a transcript of the gene mcf2la, whose product is annotated as mcf.2 cell line derived transforming sequence-like a. Gene Ontology annotation, molecular function: protein binding; guanyl-nucleotide exchange factor activity. The transcript is spliced from 32 exons. Gene Ontology annotation, cellular component: extrinsic component of membrane; cytoplasm. Lineage: Eukaryota; Metazoa; Chordata; Actinopteri; Chaetodontiformes; Chaetodontidae. The coding region runs from base 156 to 3563 and encodes 1135 amino acids. The record is from RefSeq and is a predicted model, not a curated record. Gene Ontology annotation, biological process: intracellular signal transduction; positive regulation of Rho protein signal transduction.